Molecule: messenger RNA, 23065 nt
Organism: Caenorhabditis angaria
Lineage: Eukaryota; Metazoa; Nematoda; Chromadorea; Rhabditida; Rhabditidae
Source: the annotation of a GenBank genome assembly
AUGAUUGUAAGUUCACCUUUUCCUUUUAGAUCUCAAAUAAUCCAAAAAAUUUGCAGUGUAUUGAAUGUGGCGGCGCUGUUUUCAGCGGCGGCGAAGUUUGCGACGAUUGUGUCGAUUCGCAUUUGCUCUCUGGAAAUGUGUCGCUGCAGAGUGCGGCGGCGAAUGCGAAAAUCUGCACGGUAUGCACUGGAAAUGUGCUGCCGAAUAAUUCGAGGACUUGUGCGAAUUGCGGGAAGUGAGUUCUUUACUGGAGUCAGGAUUUGAGCACGCUGAAACUUACGAAUCUUGCUGAAAAUGAUUGCGAAGCCGAAAAUUGCUAUAAAUCUCUUGGAGAGCUUGUAUGAAGCUUCAGAAUGGGCAAUCGAGCUUUAGAAACUGGAAAAUAUUGUGCAGCGUAUCUGAAAACCUUGUAGUCUUUGAAAAAUGUUGAAAACCGCUGAAAACCAUGAUUUUCAACCGUGAUUCAGUAUUUUUCAAAAACUACAAGGUUUUCAGAUACGCUGCACAAUAUUUUCCAGGUUCUAAAGCUCAAGUUUCCAUCCUGAAGCUUCAUACAAGGUCCCCCAGAGAUUUAUAGCAAUUUUCAGCUUCGCAAUCAUUUUCAGCGUGGUCGCAAUUGAUAUUUCUAUCAAGUUUUGUUCUAACAAGCGAGAUCUUUCGAAGAUUUAUGUUUUCUAGUAGAUUUCAACCCGCUGAUCACGAUCUUAUCGUCAAAAAUCACAAAACUAAACUUCUAAUAUGAGUUAUUAUUUGUAAAUGGUAAAGUUUGAAAAUGUUAGGCUUUACCUAACUUCAAAAAUGAUUUUUAAGUUAAUUAAAACCUUGUAGAAUUCAUAAGGUUCUAACUAACUUAAAAAAAUCAUUUUUAAAAUUAGGUAAAGCUUUCUAGAGCUCUGAAAUUUUCAAACUUUGCCACUUACAAAUGAUAACUCAUAUUAGAAGUUGAGUUUUGCGAUUUUUGACGAUUGGAUUGUGUUAAGCGGGGAGAAAACUUCUAAAAAACAUGUAUUCUAUCAAAAAAUCCACUUUGGGCAUCGACCAAAUCGACAUUUUCAUGUUUUUUAAGCAAAUGAGUUGAAAUAUUGGAUUUUAAUUGUAUUCAUAGAAUAGAAAGGUCUAAGACCAACAGAAUCAUAUAAAUUUUGAUGACUUUACGUUAUCCUUAAGUGAUUUAGCGGCUUAUCGACUAAAUAUCGACUAAACGUCACUAAAUCACUUAAGGAUAACGUAAAGUCAUCAAAAUUUAUAUGAUUCUGUUGGUCUUAGACCUUUCUAUCCUAUGAAUACGAUUAAAAUCCAAUAUUUUAACUCAUUUGCUUAAAAAACAUGAAAAUGUCAUUUAGGUCCUGGGAGCUUGACCAAAAAUUGACAAAUUUUUGGUCAAGCUCCCAGGACCUAAAUGACAAUAUUUUUUCUAGACACAGUCACAUCGCUUGCGAUUCUUCCGAACCUGGCCUCGAAGGUUUCGUAUGCAUCACAUGUCGUCGAAGCCCAAUCGUCCAAGACGUGAUGCUCGGCGGCAUGUCGAAUCACGAACCAAUUUCGCCCCUGGAAACCGCCGCUCCUCACUUCCCACCCACCGCCGCAGCCACCGAUUUCUCCGCCGAAAUCUAUCAUCAUCCAGCCAUUCAACAAAUCGUUCAUCAGAAUUCCGUGCAUGACGAGAUCAGUGACGGUGACAGCGCCAGGAAUUCACCAUUCUAUCCCGAUACAACUGAUUAUGACGAGGAUUUUGUGCCGAGUGGAAGUGGAAGGGGCCGAGGAAGGGGAAGUGGGAAUAAUGGGGCGAAGAAGAAGCCUGGAAGAGGAGGUGGCCUGCUCAAGAGACCGAUGCCUAGUGGCCCCACAUUUUUCGGCGGAGCCGGAGGAGCCCCAUCUUCCGCACCAAUUCAACCAACUCGCGGAAAACGCGGGAAGCGUGGAAGCUCUGGGAAGGGUCGAGGAAGAGGCCGGGGUAGAUCGGUGUCCACCUUCAAUGGCUCAAGCUCCCUCGCAAAUUCUACCGCCCAGAAUUUCGGUUAUCCUCCUGGAUUGUCCGCGAUUCGAGAGGUUGACGAUAGUUUUAUGGAGGUUGACGAGAGUUCGAGACAAUCGGCGGCUACUAGAGCUGAUGACGCGGAAUAUGUGCGAACUAUUGUUGUGUGUAAUUCGAAUGAUCCGUUCUUGAAGAAGGUAUGUGCCUUUUUUUCUGGAAAUCUGAAAAACCCUGCUGAAAAUCCUCAAAAAUGCUCUUUGGAGGUUGAAAAAACCACCCAAAAAUUUUACGUUUCAAAAUUUUUAUAUUAUAAUUUUUGAAAAAUUCACUUGUUUUUUCUACUGUAACGUUAUCAUCUGCAAAAAAUAUAUGAACAAAAAAGUCUGAAAUUAUUGCUGAAAAUCUGAUUUGAACUAGAGACAACGGAAAAUUGAGAGAUUCUAGAGAUAUCUGUGUCUGCAAUCUCUCAAUUUCCUAUUGUCUCUUAUACAUUUUAUUACAAAAUAGAUGAAAAAUGUCUGAAAUUCGGAAAAAUCCUGCUGAAAAUCCUCAACAAUGAUUUUUGGAGGUUGAAAAAACCACCCGAAAAUUAUACGUUUCAAAAUUUUUAUAUUAUAAUUUUUGAAAAAUUUACUUGUUUUUUCUAUUAUCAAAUUUUCUGCAAAAAAUAUAUGAAAAAAUGUCUGAAAUUCUUGCUGAAAAUCUGAUUUGAACUAGAGACAACGGAAAAUUGAGAGAUUCUAGAGAUAUCUGUGUCUGCAAUCUCUCAAUUUCCUAUUGUCUCUUAUACAUUUUAUUACAAAAUAGAUGAAAAAUGUCUGAAAUUCGGAAAAAUCCUGCUGAAAAUCCUCAACAAUGAUUUUUUGAGGUUGAAAAAUCAUCCCGAAAAUUAUAGGUUUGAAAAUUUUUAUAUUAUAAUUUUUGAAAAAUUCACUUGUUAAAUAGUAUGAAAAUCCGGCUAAAUUUUCUGAAAUGUUGCCACGUCAUAAGAAAAUAUUAAAAUCGGGCCGAAACGGGCCGAGCCGGGGUUCGGCCCUGGCUUUCCCCACAAAUUCAUUGAAAGCCGGGCUUUGAGCAGGGGCCUCGGGCUCGGCCCGGCCGGCCCUAGGAACAUGCCUGAAAUUUCCUAAUGAAUCUGUACGAUUUGGGAUAAAAUGCGACAAAAAUUAAACAAAAACGAUCAAAAUCUUUGAGCGUGAACUGUAAUUGUCCUUCGAGCAAACGUGGGAAGUUUCUGUUUUUUAAUCCUGAAAACCACAAUUUUUUAUUUUUCAUUAUGUUUUUAUCAAGUCAACCUUGAAGUAUCGAUGAAAAACGAUCGAACAACAGUCAAAUAUCUCCCAUUACAACAAAUCAUCACAAUUGUUGAAACCAUUGAAUGUGCGCUCAUAAAAAACAUCGUAUUAGUUGCGAUUUCUGAAAUUGUUUUGUUCAAGAAGAACAGCUGAUAUUUUUUCCAAACCUUGCCACGUGGAUAAUUGUUUGAGAACAACGAUCACAAUAAUAGUUAGUGGUAUGACAAUAAAGCUAACUGGAAUGACAACUUGAAGGGUUAAUGCGAUCAAUGCGGUUUUGUGAAGUUUGAAAGUUGCUGGAGACAUGUGUUGACGCAUUUUCUGCAGGAUUUGGAUGGUAUAAAUGACUAGGAAUGUGAAGUAUCUGAAGGAUUUGAGAAUCACAUUUUUUGGGAAAUAGAAUAAGAUACCCCGUAAAAAAUAGAAUACAUAAGAUUGUGGAGAGUUGUGCUAUCUGAAGCCACGUGUUAGUGUGAUAAUCAUAGAUCACGAAUCCAGGAUGGGAUAAAAUAUGGAGACAUUUGGGGAAAUAUAAAUUGAUUAUCCGAUGUUGAUCUUCUUCUGAUGUUUUGGCGAAAGCUAAAGAAGUUGCGACGACAAAAGGGAAAGUGUGACACAGAACACUAGCAACAUAUCGUGUAAUUCUUUUUUCCUUGAACGAAUUUGAUGAAUGGUUGAGAUGUGCAGCUGAAUCAGCUCUAUACUGAAAACAGGAAAGCAAUGCGGGAAGUUCGAAGCAAAAUGUGAAAAAAUAAAAGACGACACUUGUAUGAGUUGUUAUAAAUGUAUUUGCGAUGGGGGAGGUGUUAUAUCCACCGAGCAAUGGAAAAUAAUAAUAUCCAGCGCCAAUCCAUGACAUAUAAUUCUCAACGAUAAAUGUGACGAUUUGAAGAUACAGUUGACAAUAUUUAUAUUUCGAGUUUUUGGGAGAUUUAACGAUGACUAAAUAACAACCGAAGGAAUUGAUGGGAAAUGAUAUGAAAGCGAUUAGAUGAAGAAUGCGGGUGAAAUAAAUUGGAGGUUCGCUUCGACACUCAAGAUCCAUUUGUCCGUUGUUGUCAGAAAGAAAAUUUGGAGGAGUUCUUUCUAUGAGCGACAGGUGGAAAUAUGGAAUAUGAUUCUUUGAAUGGCAAAAAGUUUCUUCUGAUCAUUGAGAGGUUCUCAAGAAGAAAAUUUAUGAAACUAUACUAUGGUAUACAAGGGAAAAUUGAGAGAGCCAUGUUUUUCUGCAUUGCUAGGAUUUCAAGCUGAAAAUGAUUUUUGGAGGUUGAAAAAACCACCCGAAAAUUAUACGUUUCAAAAUUUUAAUAUUAUAAUUUUUGAAAAAUUUACUUGUUAAUUCUGUUGUUAAAUAUUUUCUGCAAAAAAUAUAUGAAAUUCUUACUGAAAAUCUGAUUUGAACUAGAGACAACGGAAAAUUGAGAGAGUCUAGAGAUAUAUGUGUCUGCACUCUCUCAAUUUCCAAUUGUCUCUUAUACAUUUUAUUAGAAAAUAAUGAAAAAUGUCUGAAAUUCGGUAAAAUCCUGCUGAAAAUCCUCAAAAAUGCUUUUUGGAGGUUGAAAAAACCACCCGAAAAUUAUAGGUUUCAAAAUUUUAAUAUUAUAAUUUUUGAAAAAUUCACUUGUUUUUUCUAUUAUCAAAUUUUCUGCAAAAAAUAUAUGAAAAAAUAUCUGAAAUUCUUGCUGAAAAUCUGAUUUGAACUAGAGACAACGGAAAAUUGAGAGAUUCUAGAGAUAUAUGUGUCUGCAAUCUCUCAAUUUCCUAUUGUCUCUUAUACAUUUUAUUAUAAAGUAGAUGAAAAAUGACUGAAAUUCAGAAAAAUCUUGCUGAAAAUCCUCAAAAAUGAUUUUUGGAGGUUGAAAAAUCAUCCCGAAAAUUAUAGGUUCCAAAAUUUUUAUAUUAUAAUUUUUGAAAAAUUUACUUGUUAGUUUUAUGGCGAAAAACAACCUCCGCAAAAAAGUCUGAAAUUUCUAGUCUGAAAAUCUGCCGAAUUCAGAAGCCGAAGUUAUGAAAACUCUAGGAUUUCAACCUGAAAAAAGCAUUUUGGGAGUUGAAAAUCCACCUGAAAAUUUUACGUUUCAAAAUUUUUAUAUUAUAAUUUAAAUUCACUUGUUAAAUAGUAUGAAGAUCCGGCUAAAUUUGCUAAAAUUUUGCCACGUCAUAACUCUGCAAUUUCAGCUAAUCUCAAUUUUGUUCCAGGCGUGUCUCUGUCUCGUCUGCGGUGCUGUUGGAAAAGGUCCCGAAGCCUCCAUGGUCUCAUGCUCAAAUUGUGCUCAAACCUAUCACACCUAUUGCGUCGGCCUUCACGACAAACUCAACUCCACUGUAGUUUUUCGCGGUUGGCGUUGUCUGGAUUGCACGGUGUGUGAAGGUUGUGGAAACGGUGGAGACGAGUCGAAAUUGUUGCUAUGCGAAGAAUGCGAUAUCUCAUAUCAUAUCUAUUGUCUUCGCCCGCCGCUUGAUCGAAUUCCAAGCGGACCCUGGAGAUGUCAAUGGUGUGCACGAUGUCGACGAUGCAAUACGAAGGUGAUGUCGGGAAACGAGCUGACUCGCGAUGGAAUGUGCCAUCCUUGUCAUUCGCUGCGGAAGUGUCCGAAAUGCGCCAAGGGAUAUGGAAUUGGUGAUAAAUUGAUUCGGUGUGCACAGUGUAAUAAGUGAGUUUUUUUGGAGCGAGCGGGGGAAUUUUGGGUUCAAAAACAAGCUUUUUCGGUCCAAAAUGACCUCAAUUUUCAGCCAGAAAGAUUUAUUUUUUAAUUCAAACGAUUUUUUGAACCUAAAGAUUUGAAUUUUUCCCAAAAAAAUAACCAGAAAAUUCAAAAUUUGAAAAUGUUUCAACUUUUUUUUAUUCGAAAAAAAAAUCCUUUUAAAAAUUAUCGGGCUUGGAAAAGUCCUGAUUUUUAGCCUCGAAAUUUUGGACCCAAACAUUAAGGUCAUUAAAAAAGUACCCUAAUUAAAUCUAGGUUAAUUUUUGGUCCUGAAAAUUUAGAAACUUAAUUAAUUUUCCUGAAAAUUUAGAAACUUAAUUUUCAGGACCCAAAAUUUAAUUUUGAAGUUUUAACCCUGAAAAUUGUAUUUUUUCUCUGGAAAAUCAAAUUUAUUUUCAAAAAAUUGAACAAAAAAGUACCCUAAUCAAAUUUAGGUUAAUUUUGGCCCGGAAAAUUUUGCAAAAUUAAUUUUCUCGAAAAAAAAUUAAUUUUAAAGUUUUAACCCUGAAAAUUGUAUUUUUCUCUGGAAAAUCAAAUUUAUUUUCAAAAAAUUGAACAAAAAAGUACCUUAAUUAAAUCUAGGUUAAUUUUUGGUUUUGAAAAUUUUGCAAAAUUAAUUUUCUUGAAAAAAAUUAAUUUGUGAAUUUUUGGUCCUGAAAAUUUAGAAACUUAAUUAAUUUUCCUGAAAAUUUAGAAACUUAAUUUUCAGGACCCAAAAUUCAAUUUUGAAGUUUUAACCCUGAAAAUUGUAUUUAUCUCUGGAAAAUCAAAUUUAUUUUCAAAAAAUUGAACAAAAAGUAUCUUAAUUAAAUCUAGGUUAAUUUUUGGUCCUGGAAAUUUCGCAAAAUUAAUUUUCUAUAAAAUUUCUGGAAAAAAUCAAAUUUUGAAGUGUUUAGCCCUGAAAAUUUGAUUUUUCUCUGGAAAAUCAAAUUUAUUUUUAAAAAAUUCAAUGAAAAUAAUAGACUAAUUAAAUCUAGGUUAAUUUUUGGUUUUGAAAAUUUUGCGCAAAUUAAUUUUCCAUAAAAUUUCUUCGAAAAAUUAUAUUUUUCAGCAUUUUCAGUCUAAAUACCUUAAUUUCUGGUCUGGAAAUCUGAAAUUUAAUCAAAAAAUUAUCUUCAAAUUUACUCUGGCUGAAAAUAUGGAUUUUUUGAAUCUGAAUCCUGAAAUUCUUGGAAAAUUCCGAUUUUUCAAUCUUUGGGACAAAAAAAUUCAUUCUACAAUCUUUCAUUCAAAUUCCGAAAAAAAACAAAUUAGAAACCAAAAAGUUUUCGAUUGAAAAUUCCGAAUUUCAAAUUUUUAGGUUCAAAAAUCCCUCGAAAUUCUUGCUAAAAUUUUCCAAAUUUUAAAAUUCCAAAAAAAUUCUCCACGUGAAAAAAAUCAUUUUUCACGUGAAGCCAAUUAUUUUUCAUCAUUUUUUGAAAAAAAAAAUAAUUUUUGUUCAGAUGGCAACACGGUCAUUGCGAAAACCUAUUCAACGAUGAAAUGCUCGAACAAGCGGCCGCAAAUCGAAUGCGCUGCUCAAAUUGUCGCCCAAAUAAAUCAAUAAUCAACAAUGGCUUAGGUGAUGGUUCAAACGUUGUGAUUUGUGACAAUGUCGCUCUCUUCAAACACGCCGACGAAAUUCUCAAAUCCAAAUUCAUGCCAAGCCUCGUUCGCCCGACUUAUGAUAACUAUCGAGAAUCAUUCGAUCAUUAUGGCUCGAUUGAAGAUGAUUAUCCAGAUGAAAUUGAGAAUUUUGUAGUUCAAAGAGGUCGUGGAAGAGGGAAUCCGGGUGGAAGAAGAGGUAUGAAUCGCAUUGGAAUCGGCGGGUUUUUCGCGAAAUUGCCAAGACAUCGAGUACUAGCAUUAACUGAAGAAGCAGCGGCAUUGAAUAAUUUGGAUGAAGAGGAUACGAAGAAGCUCAAGAGGCCCCGGAAGCCUAGAAGAUCACAUUUGGAGGAUGCAUAUCCGCCUGCUAUUCAAGAAGCGUUUUUUGGAAUUAAAGCGGUUGAGGGGAAGAGUUUGGUGGAUUUGAGUGUUGAUGAGCCGAUGUUGAGCGAAUAUGGGAAUGGGAAAUUGGGACAAACUGAUGGAUUGGGACAUGAAUUGUCGACGGAAGCAACGGAAAUGUUGAUUAAUGAUAUUAAUGAGGUGCGGAGGGGGGAAAAUUUGGGAAUUUAUGCAUUUUUGAGCUGGAAAACUGCAUUUUCUGAUGAUUUUGAGCCAAAAUUCAUGAUUUUCUGAUGAUUUUGAGCCGAAACUCAAUAAGUUUGGAUUUUUGAGCUGAAAUUCAGGAUUUUCUGAAUAUGUAGAGCCAGAAUUCGAAAAAUUUGGAGUUUUUUGAGCUGAAAUUCGAGUAUUUACUGAAAAUUUUGAAUUUUUCUAGCCAAAAUUUGAAUGUUUUCAUGAAUUUUAAGCUGAAAUUCAGGAUUUUCUGAUAAUUUUCAGCCAGGAUUCGAAAAAUUCGGAUUUUUCUGAGCUGAAAUUCAAGUUUUCCUGGAAAUUUUCAGCCAGAAUUCGGAAAAUUUGAAUUUUUUGAGCUAAAAUUCAAGUUUUCCCGGAAAUAUUGAUUUUUUAGCUCAAAUUCCAAGAAUUUCAUGAAUUUUAAGCUGGAAUACAUGAUUUUCUGGAAAUUUUGAGCCAGAAUUCGAAAAAUUUUGAAUUUUCAGCCGAAAUUUAAAUGUUUUUCAUGAAAUUCAUGAUUUUCUGAUAAUUUUGAGCCGAAUUUUGAAAAAUUUGGUUUUCUGAGCCGAAAUUCGAGUAUUUAUUGAACAUUUCAAAUUUUGCAGUGAAAAAUUAAAUUCAGAAUUUUUCUAGCCAAAAUUUGAAUAAUUUCAUGAUUUUCUGAUAAUUUUGAACCGAAAUUCAAGUAUUUAUUGAAAAUUUCGAAUUUUUCAUUAAAAAAUCAAAUUCACGAUUUUUCUAGUCAAAAUUUCUCCUGAAAAAUUGUGUUUCUAAUAUUAAUUGGGAAAUUUGAGCCCAAAAUUGUGCAAAAAUCGAAAUGUUUUUCGAAAAUUUGAGAUUGUCGGCUUUUAUUGGAUUAUCAGAAAAAUUGCGAUUUUCGGAUUUUCUAUAAUUUUUGAAACGUAAAAAUUUGUGGAAAAAAUUCCUUUUUUUUCUCAAAAACAAAACUCAAAUUUCGCGCCGAAAUUUACUUCAAAGGUACAUACAGUACUCCUAAAAUACGCCUUUAAUAUUCAGGCUUCAAUUAGGCCUUAAAUGAGCCUAAACACAUGAAAUUGGGCCCUGAGAAUUCCGGCUUUUUCAAAUUUUCUAUCCAGAAAAUUAUUUUUUUGUAGAACGAAUUUCUGGAAAAUAUGGAUCUUCAUGAUAUGGAUGGAGAUAUUGAUAAAGUCGAUUUAUCGCUAUUCUUCGAUUAUGAUGAUGAUGAAGAUUUUGAGGAUAGUUUAGGAGGACUGGAAAAUGAUCAGAAGGAUGAUUUGAAUGAUAUCAAACCGUUUGAACCGACUUGUGAGUUUUUUUCGCUGGAAAUCGAUUUUUAUCUGCUGAACUCAGCGCUGAAUUUGAGCUAUGACGUGGAAAGUUAUUGAUUAUUGAUUGAAAACUAGAAAAAUAAGGCUAACAUGAGCAAUCUACUACUGUUUGAGAAAGAAAGGUUUAUGAUGUUUAAAGGUACAUACCUAUCUACAGUAUACCAUGUGCCUUUAAACAUUGCUUAUGUUAAAAUCUAGGUAAUUUUAAAUCGAUAGCCAAAUUAUGCAAAAAAUAUUGAUUAACAUGAGCAAUCUACUGAUCAAGAGAUUUUCUGAUGAUUUUGAGCUGAAAUUCGAAAAAUUUGGCUUUUUCUGAGCCGGAAUUCAAGUUUUUUGUGGAAAUUUUGAAUGUUUUCAUGAAUUUCGGGCUGAAAUUCAGGAUUUUCGGAAAUUUCCAAGCCAAAAUUCGAAAAUUUUGGAUUUUUCUGAGCCGGAAUUCAAGUUUUUUUUUUGGAAAUUUUGAAUGUUUUUAUGAAUUUCAAGCUGAAAUUCAGGAUUUUCUGAAACUUGAGAGCCAGAAUUCGAAAAAUGUGGCUUUUUUUAGUCGAAAUUCGAAUUUAUCUGGAAAUUCCUCAAAAAAAAAUGAAAUUUUAGAAUUUGAGCACAAAAAUCUGAAAAUUUUCAGAUUUUCCAAAAAUAUGAACUCAGAUUUUUUGCACAGGAAAACGGCGAAGAAUCAAAUUUAAAUUUCUGCUCAAAAUUUUCAGGAAUUUUUGAAACGUAUUUUUGUUUGGAAAUUUUUUUGGCAGAAAAUCCUGAAAAUAUUUUGAUUUUUCUCUUGAAAUUUGAGAUUUUGAGCUAAAAAAUCUGAAAUUUUCCAGCUUUUCCCAUGGAUCAACCAUCAUCUUCUUCAAAUAACAAUCCAAUAAAUCCAGCAAAUUCAAUGUAUCCAAAUGAAGCCAAUAACUAUGCAUCAAAUAUGCAACAAGUUCAACGAGCUCAACAAGUUGCGCGAACUCAAAGCUCCUCAAAUAGCAAUAAUGCUCCAGAUGCUCCAGAAAGAUAUCAAUUCUCUGAAAGAUGGGAAGAAGAUGAACCAUUGGGAUUGCAGGCAACAACAGCUGCUGUAUUAUAUUCCAAUGAGAAACAUCAAUAUUUGAAGGAGAAUUAUCCGGAAUGGACGGAUCGUGUGAAGCAGAUUCAGAGAUUGUGGAGAACGCUGAGUGCUGAUGAACGACAGGAAUAUGUGAAUCGAGCGAGAGAGAAUCGAACGACGAGGGGAAGGAAUCCGAGACCUAGGAAGGUUGGUGGGAGAUUUUGGGAAGGGAUUUGGAAAAAUUUCAUGGAUUUUUAGCUGAAAUUCAGGAUUUUCUGAUGAUUUUGAGCUCAAAUUCGAAAAGUUUCAUGAAUUUUGAGCUCAAAUUCGAAAGUUUUCAUAAAUUUUGAGCUGAAAUUCAUGAUUUUCUGAUGAUUUUGAGCUCAAAUUCGAAAAUUUUCAUGAAUUUUUGAGCUAAAAUUCAGGAUUUUCUGAUGAUUUUGAGCUCAAAUUCGAAAAUUUUCAUGGAUUUUUAGCUGAAAUUCAGGAUUUUCUGAUGAUUUUGAGCCGAAAUUCGAGACUUCACUGAAAAUUUCAACAUUUUUCAGUCAAAAAUUGAAUUUAUGGGUUUUCUAGCCGAAAUUUGAAAAUUUUUGCUUUUUCUGAGCCGAAAUUCGAAUAUUUUCAUGAAUUUUAAGCUGAAAUUCAUGAUUUUCUGAUGAUUUUGAGCUGAAAUUCAUGAUUUUCUGAAAUUUCCAAGCCGAAAUUCGAGUUUUCCUGGAAAUUUCACAGUUUUCAAUGAAAAAUUAGAAUUGGAGCACAAAAAUCUGAAAAUCUUGAAUUUCAUUUUGAAAAUUCUGGAUUUAAUUAUUUUAAAUUGAAAUAUUUUUGAAAUCAGUUUUUUGUAGAAAAUAUUGAUGAAGCAUCAAUUCAAAAUUAUCUGUUCAAAGUUUUCAUGAAUUUUUGAAACGUAUUUUUGUUUGGAGUUUUUUCUGUUAGAAAAACCUGAAAAAAAUAAUUUUUCAGAUGGUGAUUCUGAAUUUCAGCACACAACUCCGAGAAAAAGCUGAAAAUUUAGAUUUUUGAUCAAUUUCUGAUAGCUAACUCUAAUUUUUAGACAUAAAAAGUAUGUGCGAUCAAAUCGAAAUUUUGUGUUGAAACAUUUGUGAAAUUUUUGAAACGUAAUUUUUUUUGGAAAUUUUUUUCUGUUAAAAAAACCUGAAAAUAUUGAUUUUUCUGCCGAAAACUGAGGUUUUAAGCACAAAACUCUGAGAAAAAGCUGAAAUUUCAGAUUUUGAGCACAAAAAUGUUUAGAAAGAGCUGAAAAUUCAGAAUUUCAGUACAAAAAUCGAAGAAAAAGCUGAAAAUUUAAAUUUUGAGCACAAAAAUCGAAGAAAAAGCUGAAAAUUCAGAUUUUAAGCACGAAAACCUUUAAAAAACCCUAUUUUUGCAGCAAGCCACCACCUCCAAUUCAAUGGAUUCUCCAAAUGCCCAAUCCCCCGCACCCCAUCAAUUGGGUGGAUUCAAAGUUCCCCAAGUCCCACCACCAGGCACCACUUUCCCCCCUUCAAAUGAUGACGGACCAUCAUCGCAACACCCGCAAAUGAUGAUUGCACAAUCCCCACAACCUCUACAAUAUGCACAAUUUCCAAUGGGAGCUCCGCAGGCUCCGCAAAUCCCGCAGCCGCAGAAGCAAUAUAGGAUAACUUGUCAUUUGUCGCCGGAAAUUCAUCAGCAGUAUCGGCAAAUGACGGAAAAGCAAAAGGAUUUGGAGAAAGUUGUGUCAGCGAUGGAAGGCGAUUUGAGCAAGCAGCGGAAGCAGAAGAAAAAUCUGGCGGCGAAGAAACGCGCGCUGAUCAAAACUGCACAAGCGGCUCCGGAUUACGAUGGUAGAGUUGUGGAUUUGAAUGAGGCGGAUCGUGGGCUUUUGCAACAUUUGACAGAUUCGAUCAAGGUUCUGCAAGGGGAAUUGGAUAUUUCGAGACGGGAUAUGAAGGGGAAUGAGGCGUUGCUCAGAGAGUUUGAGGUGAAGCAGGCGAUUUUGCGGAAUGAGAGCGAGGUUACACCGCAGAUGAUUGAGCAGACGCAGAUUAUUAAUCAACAGGCGGCGGCGCAAGAUGCCAGGAUGUUGCAUAUGCGGCAGCAGCAGCAGCAGCAGCACCAGAUGAUGAGGAUGCGGGGGCCCCCAGGACACCCGGGGGGCCCCCCGGGCCCCCAAGGGCCCCUAGGCCCCCCAGGCCCCCCGCCACCCUACAUGCGCCCUCAGCUCACACCACAGCAACAUAUGGAAAUGCAAAGAAGGAUGCAUAUCCAACAGCAGCAGAGAAGAGCCAUGAGGAGCUCAUUUAUGGGAGGUGUUAGGUUCGAGCAGAUUGAGAAUCCGAUAGACAGGGAGGUUUACGAGGUGUUGGAUGAUAUGCUGAUUCAUAUUGUGAUGUCGCUUGAAGGACCGCCCAGGGAGAAUCAGAUGUUGAAGCAGUUGUUGGAUCCGAAUGUGCAGAGAGUUCAAGUUCAGCAGCAGCCGAUGAUUGUCUCGCCGCAGAUGGUGCCACAUCCGAUGAUGCAUCAGAUGCCGCCUCCACAUCCCAUGCAACAUCCGAUUGUUCACCAGCCGCUGGACCUUGAAGGGCCUACCCGGCCCAAAAAGAAGCGGACGGUCCAGAAGAAGCCGGCCACCAAUUUCCCGCCUGGUAGUGAACAUGAGGUUUGGGUGGAGAAAAUGCGAGCGAGGUUUAGACUGUGUCAGGAGAUUCCGAAGAGGGCGAAGGAGCCGCCGCUGAAGAAUCCGGGAGCCGCGUUUGCGACGAUGGGAAUUACGGAGAUUCAUGUGAGGAAUGGUGAGUUUUUUGGGGGAAAUUGAGAAUUUUCAGGGAUUUUGAGAUGAAAUUCGGGAUUUUCUGGGAAUUUCGAACUUUUCGAUAAAAAAUUGAAAUUUUUCAUGAAUUUUAAGCUGAAAUUUAAGAUUUUGUGAUAAUAUUUAGGCUGAAAUUCGAGUUUUACUGAGAAUUUUGAGCUUUUCUGGGUAAAAUUGAUUUUUGAGCCAUUUUUGAACGUUGUCAUGAAUUUUAAGCUGAAAUUCAGGAUUUUCUGAUAAUUUUGAGCUUAAUUUCGAGUUUUCUUGAAAAUUUCGAGCUUUUCAGUGAAAAAUUGAAAAUUUUCAUGAAUUUUAAGCUGAAAUUUAAGAUUUUGUGAUAAUAUUUAGGCAAAAUUCGAAAAAUUUGGAUUUUUUGAGCUGAAAUUCAGGAUUUUCUGAAAAUUUUAGGCUGAAAUUCGAGUUUUACUGAGAAUUUCGAGCUUUUCAGUGAAAAAUUGAAAAUUUUCAUAAAUUUUAGGCUGAAAUUCAGGAUUUUCUGAUGAUUUUGAGCUAGAAUUCGAGUUUUCUUGGAAAUUUCAAGCUUUUCAGUGAAAAAUUGAAUUUUGAGCCAUUUUUCAACGUUUUCAUGAAUUUUAAGCUGAAAUUCGAAAUAUCUGGGAUUUUUGAGCUAAAAAUCAAGUUUUCCUGAAAAUUUCGAAUUUUUCAGCCAAAAUUCUGAAAAUUUUCUUCAAUUCGAAACUGAAAUUCAAGAUUUUCUGAUAAUUUUGACCCAGAAUUCUGAAAAUUUGAUGCUUUUUUUCAACCAGGAAAAAAUACGUUUCAGAAAAUUGUGAAAAAUUCGAAAUUUUUCUCUGAUACUAAUGGGAGGUAGUUAUCUAUGACUGAAAAUUCAGAUUUGCUUCAAUAUUUCAAAAAAUCUUGAAUUUCAGGCUGAAAUUUGGCUCAAAAAUUCUAAAUCUAAUGAAAUAUUAAGAAUUUUUUUUAAUCUUGAAAAAAUUUAAUUGUUUCAAUCAAAAAUUUUUCUCAAAAAAAAUUACUGUUUCAAUUUUUUCUCUGGAAAAAAAAUUCAAAAAAUUUGGUUCAAAAUUAAUUUAAAAAAUUUUUUACUGUUUUAAAAAUUUUAUAAAAUUUACGGAAAAAAAAAUCAGUUUUCAGUUUUUCAAAAAAUAAAAAUUUACUGUUUCAAAUAUUUGCGAAAAUCUGCAGAAAUCUGAAUUUUUUUGAAAAUCUUUAAAUUUGGGAACAAUUUUUUCCUCUGAACAGAUUUUUCAAAUUUGUUAGUCGAAAUUGAAAUCAGAAUUUUUACAGCUGAAAUUCUGUGAAUUCUGAAGGUCAAAAAAAUUACUUUUUCAAUUUUUUCGAAAAAUUUGAUCCAAAAUUAAUUUUAAAAUUUUUUACUGUUUCAAAAAUUUUUUUUUGUUUCAAAAAUUUUUUUUGAGAAAAUUUCGAAAAAAAAUUUUUUUUCUCAGUUUUUGUAUGAAAAAUGUGCGAAAAUCUGCAGAAAUCUCAAAUUUUCCCCCCAAAUCCAAAAAAAAAUCUCCAAAAUUUUUCUAGACCGUCGAUGUUUGAGUGGAACCGGUUUCGGACACAUGAAUCUCGCCUAUAUGGACGAUUAUUACACCGGAGACGAUCGAACAUGUCGCGUUUUGGCGAGUAAAUUAUUGGGAAUGCACGAUAUUUUGCCAACACCGAAUCUCGUCGCCUUAUACAGCCAAACUCAACCUGAAUGUGAAGAAUAUCUGAUGGAUUUGCUCGACAAAAAAUCGCUGAAUUUGCAGCCGUUGGCUAUAAUGAGUGAAUGGUUGAACAUGAAGCGUGGAAAAAUUGAGCAUCUUCGAGCACAAUGCAGAUCCUUUGAUGUUCAGCCGCCGAUUGAGCCGCUCAGAAGAAUGUUCUAUGCGGAUAGUCGAGAAGAGGAUAUUGAUGUGACGAUAACAUUGCGUGCGGAUGCACCGAUUUUGUCAGAAACUGGCACGAAAAUUGGAGAUGGCGGAGUGGCGGAAGUUGUGGACAUGUUGAAGGAAAUGUUGGGAGUGACGGGGAAUGUUGAGGUGAAGAUUGAGGAUACGCCACCAAUGUCGCCAAGUGUUUCGCCGGCGUUGGCAGAGGAGAAGGAGAUGGAGAAGGAGAUUAAAAUGGGUGGGUUUUUCAGGGGGAAAAUUUGGAGCAUUUUGAGCCCAAACAUAUAUAUAUAUAUAUAUAUAUAUUUAUUGAACCACACCGAUACAACAUGCUCGAGUUUGGGCUCAAAAUGCUCAGAAAUCCACGUGGAUUCUGAAAGUUCUUGGGAAAUUGGGAGGUUUUUGGGUGAAAAGUUUGAAAAUAUAAAUGAAAAUCUGAAUUUCAAUAAGAAAUAUAGGUUUUUUGGUUCAAAAAUUGACCAAAAACCAGAAAUUUGAAGAUUUUUGGAAGGAAUCAUGAAAUUUGGAGCAUUUUGAGCCCAAACAUGCUCGAUUUUAGACUCGAAAUCCACGUGGAUUCUGGAAUUUUUUAGAUUCACCUCAAAAUUUGGAGCAUUAUGAGCCCAAACUCGAGCUUUUUUGGGCUCGAAAUGCUUAGAAAUCCACGUGGAUUCUGGAAUUUUCAGAUUCGGCUCAUAAUUUGGAGCAUUUUGAGCCCAAACAUGCUCUAUUUUGGGCUCAAAAUGCUCAGAAAUCCACGUGGAUUCUGAAAGUUCUUGGGAAAUUGGGAGGUUUUUGGGUGAAAAGUUUGAAAAUAUAAAUGAAAAUCUGAAUUUCAAUAAGAAAUAUAGGUUUUUUGGUUCAAAAAUUGACCAAAAACCAGAAAUUUGAAGAUUUUUUGGAAGGAAUCAUGAAAUUUGGAGCAUUUUGAGCCCAAACAUGCUCGAUUUUAGACUCGAAAUCCACGUGGAUUCUGGAAUUUUUUAGAUUCACCUCAAAAUUUGGAGCAUUAUGAGCCCAAGCUCAAUCAUUUUUGGACUCGAAAUGCUCAGAAAUCCACGUGGAUUUUGGAAUUUUCAAAUCCGUCUCAAAAUUUGGAGCAUUUUGAACCCAAGCUCGAUUUUUUUGGGCUCAAAAUGCUCCAAAUUUUUUGAGCACUUAAAUAUAGUUUCAGUGAAAAUUGCCUUAAAUUUGAAAAAUUAUGAUUUUUGCCACGUCAUAGCUUCAAUUUUGGCUAAAAGAAAUUUUCAGUAAAAUUAAAAAUUAGAUUUUUUUUUUCUGAUUUACAAUUUAAUUUUCACAAAUUUUUCCAUUUUUCGGAGCAUUGCUCAUGUUAGGCUGAAAAUUUGGAAUUUUAAAACCUAAAAUUGAAAUUUUGGACGAAUUUUGAACCCGAAUUUCGCUUAAAAAUGUCUUGAAAAAAAUACGUUUCAAAAUUUUUAGAUAUUUUCUGCCAUUGAAAUUUUGAUGUUUUAAUCGUCGCUCAUGUUUGGGAAAUAAAUGCAAAAAAACUGUUUUUUGCAGAAAUCGACGAUGACUGUGAAAACUCGAAUUCUUCACUAGGAACUUCAAGAUUCGACAUCAAAAACAUCAAAAAAGAAAUCGUUGAUCCACAAAUUCCAUCAACAUCUUCACAAUCUUUCGAAUGCAAAAAAUGCGCGAAAAAUAUCAAUGGAAAUGUCUCGUGUGUUCGACAAAAAAUGGGAAAACUUGGAUUGUUGCCAAAUGAAGCGACGGAAGAACAACAAAAUGAAACGGUCGUUUUCUGCUCGAUGAAAUGUUAUUAUGAACUUAUGGCAACUUCAAAAAUGCCACUUUCACAUGAAGAAAUCACGGCCGCUGAAUCGCAUGUCGAUGAAGAGACUUUCAAUCGAUUGAAACAGAUUCAUUCGGAUAAUAUUGUGAAAGCGGUUAGCCAGGGAAAAUCUGGCAAAUUACCGUAUGCGCCGACGGUUUCGAUGGAGGGAUUGAUUUCGCCGAAAGAUACGAGAUAUAUGAUGGAUGAGGGAAAGAGGGAGAAGAUUGUGGUGAGUUUUUUUCGCGGGGAGCGGGAAAAUGGGGAUUUUUUGAAUGUAAAUAUGAUUGGAGCAUUGCUCAUGUUAGAAAAAACUCUGAAAUUCCCUAUUUUCUUUCAUAAAUUCGGGGUUUUUGAUCUGUUUUGAAGCAUUGCUCAUGUUAUGCUUAAAAUUUGGGAUUUUUAUCCUUGAAAUUGAUAAUUUUUGAGCAUUGCUCAUGCUAGGCUGAAAAUUUGAGAUUUUUUACCCGGAAAUUGAUGAUUUUCAGAAGCAUUUCUCAUAUUAGGUCGAAAAUUUGAGAUUUUUGAUAAAUUUUGGAGCAUUGCUCAUAUUAGGCUGAACAUUUUAGAUUUUUUUUUAUAGAUUUUGAAGCAUUGCUCAUAUUAGGCUGAAAAUUUUAGAUUUUUAUCCUUCAAAUUGAUAAUGUUUGAGCAUUGCUCAUGCUAGGCUGAAAAUUUGAGAUUUUUUACCCGGGUUUUUGACGAUGAAAUUGAGAAUUAUAGAAGCAUUGCUCAUAUUAUGCUUAAAAUUUUAAUUAUUGAUGAAUUUUGGAGCAUUGCUCAUGUUAGGCUGAAAAUUCGGAUUUUUUACACUGAAAUUGAAAUUUUUGGGGAGUUUUAAGCAUUACUCAUGUUAGGCUGAAAAUUUUCUGAAUAAAAUUAUUGUUUUUCAAAGUCCCGAAAAUUCACUGUUUCAAAAAUAAGCCAGAUAUUUUCAAAAUGAAAAAAUGUGGCGAAAAAGAGCAGGAAUUCAAUUUUUGAUUGAAUUAAACAUGAAAACCUUUAGAAAUUUCUGAUUUUUGGUUAUUUCAGACCAUUUUUCAUCGAAAAUUCAACAAAAAAGCCUGAAAAGAAGCUUUUUCUCUCAAAAAUCCCAAAUUUUUACAGAUGAUCCACGUGAGCUCACUCGCCAACACAGUCGAGCCCAAAAAUGAGCCACCCCGUGUCGCAUCAGAUGAAUGGAAGAUCUAUUCAACUCAAGAGCAAGAAUCGUUCGCCAAAAUCAUUGCCCAACAUCAAGAAUAUAUUAUGUCAUCAAAAAUGGGAGUUCUAAUCCCGCCACAUGAAUUAGAUCAAAGACAAUGUGUUUUGUGUGGUUCACGUGGCGAUGGUGAAACUUCGAAAUGCGGUAGACUUUUAUCACUCACUGAAUAUUUUUGGGUGCAUGUGAAUUGUGCAUUAUGGAGUACGGAAGUUUUCGAAAAUCAAACUGGUGGAUUAGUUCAUGUUGAUCGAGCUGUUGUAAGAGCAUCAAAGGUUUUAUGUGCAUUUUGUGGAAGACCUGGAGCUAGUAUUAAAUGUCAUAAAAUGGAUUGUCAAUAUAAUUUUCAUGUGUUAUGUGCACAAUCUACAAAUGGUUAUUUUAUCAAAGACAGAACUUUUAUUUGCCGCAAACAUGAAUUGAUUGCGCCAGAAGUUACUGUGCAGAAAUUGGAUGCGUUGCGAAGGAUUUAUAUUCAACGAGAUGAAAAUGAGCUGUUGGCACGAAUGUUUGAGCUGUCGGAUGGGCCCAAAUUGUGCUUGAGAUUGGGAGCUUUCUCGUUUUAUAAUGUUGGACAAUUGAUGCCGGAUCAGAUGAAGAAGUUUCAUAAUGCUGGUUUUAUUUUUCCGGUGAGAAUUUGGGAGGGUUUUUUAUUGAAAUUUAAAUUUGGAAAUUUUGAACUCAAAAAGUUCAGGUUGAAAAAUUGAUCCAGGAGAAUUUAUUUUUCAGAAAUCUUGAGUCAAAUUUUUAAGAAUUCUAAAAAUUGUGAAAAUUUCUUAUGAAAAUUUGGAUUUUUCAGCCUAAAAUUAGUGAAAUUCUGCUCAAAAUCUCGAUUUCGGCGUGAAAAAUUCAAGAAUUUUUCGCAAAAUCUGAAGAAUUUUAUGAAUUCGAAACAUUUUUCAUGAAAUUUUCAAAAUUUGGAAAAAAAAAGAGAAAAUUUUGAUUCCCAGAGUUUUCAAAAUUUUUUGAAAAAAAUUACCCCGAAAACUCUGAAAAUCAGAAAAGUUGUGCUGAAAAUUUGAGGUUUUUGUUGAAAUUUGUGCAAAUACUCAAAAAUUGAGAGAAAUUUAUAGGAGUUUCAAAAGUUCUGAACAUUUCUCAUGAAAUUUGAAGAAUUUUUAGACUAACAUGAGCAAUGCUUAAAAUUGGCCAAAAAUUUCGAUUUCAGCGUGAAAUUCAAAAAGUUCCAGACUAACAUGAGCAAUGCUCUAUAACCCAGUUCUGAAACUAAAUCUUUGUAGAUUUGAAGAUUUCUGAAAUUAUUCGCAAAAGCUGAAAAUUCAAAUGCAAAAAACUUGGGUUUUCAAGUAAUUUUAAGAAUUCGAAAGAUUUUUUCAUGAAAUCUUUUUUCAAAAAAUAAAAAUUUCACGAUUUGAAUGUUUUUAUUGAAAAUUUGGAUUUUUCAAAACGAAAAUUGAGCUAAAAAUUCCAAAAUUCAGAAAAAAAACUUGAAAUUCCCUAUUUUUCUUCAAAAAUUUGGGAUUUUUGAGGAAUUUUGGAGCAUUGCUCAUGUUAGGCUAGGAAUUUCAAGUGUUUUAUUCUGAAAUCGAGAAUUUCUAUCAAUUUUGGAACAUUGCUCAUGUUAGGCUAGGAAUUUCAAGUGUUUUAUUCUGAAAUCGAGAAUUCCUAUCAAUUUUGGAACAUUGCUCAUGUCAGGCUGGAAAUUUUGGGAUUUUCUAUCCUCAAUUUGAUAUUUUUGAUGAAUUUUUGAGCAUUGCUCAUGUUAAGCUUAAAUUUUGAAGAUUUGACUUUGUAGUUAAGAUUUUUGGAGCAUUGCUCAUGUUAGGCUUUCUCAAAAAAUUUUUAUUUGAAAAAAUUUGAAUCUCAAAAACUUUUUACCUGAAAAUUUCACCCUAAAACCCACCUAACUUUCUAAAUUUUCUCUAGGUUGGCUACAAAAUUCGCCGCUGGUUCUGGUCUCCAAAAUCGAACAAAGAACGCGUUCAAUACGAAUGCACAAUCAGCGACAAAAAUGGUCGCCCGUGGUUCACCGUGAAAAUUCUCGAAAACACUGAAGACGGCGAAAUUUCGACGAUUUGCAAUGAAGCUGAAAGUGCCACACAAGCCUGGUCUCCGAUCUUUGAAAAUGUUCGACAAAAUCGCGGAACCGCUGAUAUGCUUCGAUUCUUUUCGUCGCAAAUUCAAGGCGAAACACUUUUCGGAUUGAAUGAGAAUGUGAUUUCGAAAAUUACCGAAAGUCUUCCUGGUGUUGAUUCAUUAUAUACCUACACUUUCCGCCACUCGAAUAGCCCGAUUUUGGAUUUGCCGUUGGCCGAAAAUCCGAUGGGAUGUGCUCGUGCGGAGCCCAGACAAAGACAACAUUUGAAACAUCAUCGGACCAAACCGCAAUCUGGAGGCGGUGGAAAUUCCGCAGCUGCGGAGGCUAGCGGAAGAAUGGGAAGGACCCGAGGAGUUAAGGCGAGCUUUGCGGAUGAACAAGCGGCGGCGCAGAUUAAGGCGCUUGGAUUGUCGGCCGAAUAUGCGGCGGUGGGUUUUUUUAGGAGCAUUUUGAGCUCGAACUUGCUCGGAAAUCCACGUGGAUUUUGGAAUUUUUAGAUUCGGCUCGAAAUUUGGAGCAUUUUGAGCCCAAACAUGCUUGAUAUCGGGCUCAAAAUGCUCAGAAAUCCACGUGGAUUCUGGAAUUUUUAGAUUCGGCUCGAAAUUUGGAGCAUUUUGAGUCUAAACAUGCUCGAGUUUGAGCUCGAACUUGCUCGGAAAUCCACGUGGAUUCUGGAAUUUUUAGAUUCGGCUCGAAAUUUGGAGCAUUUUGAGCCCAAACAUGCUUGAAUUCGGGCUCAAAAUGCUCAGAAAUCCACGUGGAUUCUGGCUCAAAAUUUGGAGCAUUUUGAGUCUAAAAAUGUUUGGGCUCAAAAUGCUCCAAAUUUUCGAUUUUGAAAAAAAAUUUGUAUUAAAAAAAAUGUGAAACUUUGAAAGUUUCAUGGAGAAAAAUUCUUGAAAAAAUACGUUUCAAAAUUUUUUGGUCCUGAAACCAUAAAAAUGUAUUUUUAAUGGAAAAUUCACUCUUUCAAAAUUUUUAUUUGAAAAAAAAUUUCAAGGAUUUUUGAAACAGUAGAAAUUUUCUUUGAAAAAAUAUUUUUUUUUUGAAUUUUUCAAGAAAAAAAUCAUUAAAAUGCACUGUUUCAAAAUUUGUAUUCAAAAAAUGUGAAAUUUUUUACUUUGAAAAUUUCAUAGAAUUUUUACAAACCUAAAUUUGAUGAGAAAAAAUUUCUUGAAAAAAAUCUUGAAUAUAUUUAGAGGUAUUGCUCAUGUUAUUCUGAAAAUUCAAAAAUUUUUCAAUUUUUUUUUGCAGAUGUACCUCAAAGGAAUGGAACCAAUCCAAGGCAACCAGCAAAUCUUCUCAGCCUACCAAAAAAUGCGACGAGAAUGGAAGAACACCGUGUUCCUGGCACGCUCCAAAAUCCAAGGCCUUGGCCUCUACGCGAAACACGACAUUUCAAUGGGCGAUUUCAUCAUCGAAUACAAAGGCGAAGUGAUUCGAUCGGAGUUGGGCGAAGUUCGCGAAAAACGCUACAAUUCGCAGAAUCGCGGUGUUUAUAUGUUCAGAAUUGAUGAGGAAUGGAUUAUUGAUGCGACGAUGGCGGGUGGACCGGCUAGGUGUGUUUUUGGGGAAGGUUUUGGGGUUUUAGGGCCGAAAAUCGCAAAAUUUGAAGCCUAACAUGAGCAAUGCUCAAAUUUUGCUGAAAAUUUCAAUUUCGGGGAUGAAAAUCUCGAAUUUCUGAGUCUAACCUGAGCAAUGCUCGAAAAUUUGAUCAAAUUUCAAUUUCGGGAAUGAAAAUCUCGAAUUUUUAAGUCUAAGGUGAGCAAUGCUCAAAAAAUUGAUCAAAUUUCAAUUUCGGGGAUGAAAAUCUCGAAUUUUUGAGUCUAAGAUGAGCAAUCCUUAUUUUGCUAAAAAUUUCAAUUUCAGACUUGAAAACGCUAAAUUUUUAAGUCUAACAUGAGCAAUCCUCGAAUUUUGCUAAAAAUUUCAUUUCAAGGUUCUAAAAAUUCCGAAUUUUUAAUGUUUUGGUGAAAAUUGACCUUUUGAAAAAAAAAUACUAGAAUUUGUGAAAAUUUGAGCAAAAAUGAUUUAAAUUCGGAAAACUCGAGAAAUUUUGAAUUUUUGAUUAAAAAAUGACCUGAAAAAUUUGUUUUGAAGAAUUGAGGUUUUUUCGAGCAUUGCUCAUGUUAGGCUGAAAAUUUGGGUUUUUUCGAUCCUGAAAUUGGAAUUUUUGGAUAAUUUUGAGCAUUGCUCAUGUUAGGCUGAGAACUCGAAGCUUUUCAUUCUGAAAUUUAGAUUUUUGACAAUUUUUUCUGCAUUACUCAUGUUAUAAAAUCACAUUUCUUGCAGAUAUAUCAAUCAUUCAUGCGAUCCAAAUUGUUCAACUCGAAUUGUUGAUUCUGGAAAUGGACCAUCGGAAAAGAAGAUCAUCAUAACUGCAAAUCGACCAAUUAUGGCGGAGGAAGAGGUUAUUUUUGAAUUUUUUAAUGAAUUUUGGGAAAAUUUUGAAAUUCUCCUGAAAAAUUGGCAUUUUUUGAACCUAAAUUUGAUGGAAAAAAUUGUUGAAAAAAAUACGUUUCAAAAUUUUUUGAAAAUUUGGAAAAUUUUGAAAUUCUCCUGAAAAAUUGGCAUUUUUUGAACCUAAAUUUGAUACGUUUCAAAGUUUUUUAAAAAUUUGGAAAAUUUUGAAAUUCUCCUGAAAAAUUGGCAUUUUUUGAACCUAAAUUUGACGGGAAAAAUUUCUUGAAAAAAAUACGUUUCAAAAAUUUUUGAAAAUUCGGAAAAUUUUGGUAUUAAUUUUUUAUUUUGGAGCAUUGCUCAUGUUAAACUUUUUCCAGCUCACCUACGAUUAUCAAUUCGAACUCGAAGAUUCGACAGACAAAAUCCCGUGUUUGUGCGGUGCUCCAAAUUGUGUAAAAUGGAUGAAUUAA